Molecule: messenger RNA, 1203 nt
Organism: Pyrenophora tritici-repentis Pt-1C-BFP
Lineage: Eukaryota; Fungi; Ascomycota; Dothideomycetes; Pleosporales; Pleosporaceae
Source: RefSeq, a predicted model, not a curated record
AUGAACGCAGCAUGGCUCUCCUCCCCCGUUGUCCUAACCGGCAUGCGUAUGCCCAGCUGUGCCAAAAAGAUACCAGCGGAAUGCGCCUACUACAAACAACGCUGGCACUUUUGGUACGAAGCCGACCACGUCUUCGCUAUCCCCACCGUUCUCUUCUUCAUCUGCGCAAUUGGCCUCUUCAUCCUCAGCCACAUCGUCUCGAUACUAGACUCCGCAACAAUCAAUUCAAUCCGGACUCUUGGCUACGAGUUCUUCAAGGCGACGCACAUCUUCGCUGUCGUCGUGUUUAUGGUCACCUUCUUCUGGCACUGUGAUCAUACGCUGACUAGCUGGCAUUACUUCGUGGCUACCGCCGCCGUGUACAUUCCUUGUUUCGUCUACCCGUGGCUCCGAUCAGUGUUUGAAUACAAGUGGACUCAGAAAGCGCACAUCGCUGUCGAGGAUAACGGAUUCACGCGUAUCAAUAUUCCGGCAAACUUCCACUGGACUCAGGAUGUGCCAAUCUCAGUUGUUGUUGAUGGACCAUACGGCGGCGUUAACCCGUCCAGGCUGUGGGACGCGGAUCGGCUAUUCGUUAUAGCUGGUGGCUCAGGCGCUGGUUGGUGUUUACCACUCAUCGAGCAUUUUGCCCGCUCCGCUUCAACAUCAAGCGACGAAGAACAGGGGAAAGGUGAGCUUGUAGAGAAGCCUGCUCCUCGUAGCUACAGAUCAAAACAUAUCUCUCUGCGCGUAGUCCUUGCAACCCGAGACACCAGAAGUCGCCUCUGGUUCGAACGAACAGUAGCAGAACUUCUUGCAAAAUUCCCAACACCAGGCUUAUCCUCCUCUGUACGCGUACAAAUCUACCUCACAGGGGAAGCCGCACAAGUAGCGGACUUGUCGACAAAAGCCGCGAAUCCCGCGCACUCGACAGCAUCCACAUCUUCCAACGAAAUUAUAGUGGAAACCGGGAAGGGGGUAGAACCCGCUGCGGCGGUUGUACCUGGCAUAGAAUUCCAGGGCCGACCCCAGCUACCUCAAAUUGUGCAAGAAGAAGCUACACGAGCGGCGGACGCAGGCGAGUCGCUCAGCGUAUACGUAUGUGGCCCUGAGACGAUGCAGAAUGAUGUCAGGAAUGCGGUUGCGGCUGAGAAUCUGAAGAUAUUUGGUGGGAGUCUAUCGGGUGGUGUUUAUCUGCAUUCUGAGCACUUUUCGUGGGCGUAG